This is a messenger RNA of Ixodes scapularis (black-legged tick), 636 nucleotides long. RefSeq lists its product as uncharacterized. NCBI's taxonomy places the organism in Eukaryota, Metazoa, Arthropoda, Arachnida, Ixodida, Ixodidae. The transcript has 4 exons. The record is from RefSeq and is a predicted model, not a curated record. Bases 1 to 636 code for a protein of 211 amino acids.
AUGAAAAGGAUCCUGUUGGCACUGAAUUCCAUCAAGGUGACACAGCAGACCCACUCCGAGUACUUUAGCUUGCUGCUCAGAAACACCGAAGAUGCCCCACUUGAUCCAGAGGGCCUGCCGGACUUGCCUUUUUCUACAGAACAGGACUUUGUGCACUUCGACAAAGAGCUGGAGGUCGACAAGAGAGCAAGGCUUCGUAUGAGUUUAAACAAUGUGAAUGCUUUAUGUGCCAGUGGUGAUAGAACGCUUAAGAACCACUAUGCUUAUGAAACCACACUAAGAUUACAACACAUGUUAGUUCAAGGAGGUGAUACACCUAAAGAACGGACCACCCGAAUUUUGAGAAGUAUACUAUCUUCAAGUGUCGCAGCCGAGUACAGCUGGUGUGGCGCCAAGGGAAAACACAAGUUUUCUGAUCUCAACAUCUGCAAGAUCCUGUGUAUCUUGCUGAACUUGACAACAACUUUUUUAUAUGCAGGCACCCUCACCUACCGUCAAAACUUGGAAGAAGCCAAGGCAACUAAGAAGGACAUAGAAAAAGCAGGCAUGUCGUGGCUCCGUCAUGCUGCUGAGCGGGCAGCGGCUGAAAAAAAGUCCAUGGGAAGGAAGGACGCCACACCAUUUACACUAGACUAA